This is a messenger RNA of Acanthosepion pharaonis, 1065 nucleotides long. The record is from the annotation of a GenBank genome assembly. Lineage: Eukaryota; Metazoa; Mollusca; Cephalopoda; Sepiida; Sepiidae.
AUGCUUUUACAUGAUGCAGGUCUUUUAAGAAUCUGGUCCUUUCUUCUCUUCUUUCUUCUCUCAUCACUCUCUUCCUUCCUCUUCUUUCUUCACUUCUUUCAUCACCCUUUCUCUCUUACUGUUCAUUCUCUUCUGCCUUCCCUUCCUUCUUCUCUCUUCGCUCUUUCUCUUUUUUCUUCCUUAUUGUUCAUUCUCUCCUUCCUCCCCACCUUUCUUUCUUCACUCUUUCUUUAUUAUUCUUCCUUAUUGUUCCUUUUCUUCUUCCUCCCCUUCCUUCUUUCUUUUCUCUACAAUUUCUCACUUAUUUUUCUUUAUUUUUCAUUUUCUUUAUUCUCUUCUUCCUGUCCUUCAUUCCUUCUUUUUUCCCCUUCUUUCUUCUCUAUCUCUUAUUCUUCCUUAUUAUUUAUUCUAUUCUUCCUCCCCUUCCUUCUUUCUUCCCUUCUUUCUUCUCUUUCUCGCUUAUUCUUCAAAAUUGUUCAUUCUCUUCUUCCUCCUCUUCUUCUUCUCCCCUUUCCUUUUCAUGACAACCCUUCACUUUUUUUUCACUUCAUAAUCCCCCUCACCUGCUUUCUCAUCCCCUCAUCCUCACUUUUUCCUUUUCUCUUUCACUCAUAUUUUUCAUGUUUACUUCUUUCAUCUUCCUUACCUCACUUUCAGUUUUACACUUACCCCCUCAUUUUUACUCUUUUCCCUCCUCCUCAUUCCUUCUAUCUCAAUUUCCUUCUUUUUUUAAAAAAGAUCCAUCUUUCCCUAACUCAUUCUUUUAUUUUUCUUUCAUUCUUCCAUUUUGCUUCCCUUAUUUUUCUCCUUUCUUAUUGCUUUUUCUUAUUCCUUUUUUUCCUUCCUUUCUUAUUUCCUUCACUUUCCUUUCCUUCCUUCCUUCCUUCCUUCCUUUCCUUCCUUCCUUCCUUCCUUUCCUUCCUUCCUUCCUUCCUUUCCUUCCUUCCUUCCUUCCUUUCCUUCCUUCCUUUCCUUCCUUUAUAUCUUCAAAGCCAAGACAUAGACAAAAUAUUUAUGAAUCGAUCCAAUGAAUCCAUCUUUAAUUUUAUGUACACUGUUUCUUAA